GCUUGGUUCUGAAAAGUACCUUGACAAGAUAUGACCCGCCUCUCCGACUCGUUGGACCAGGCCUGGAACAAGCUGACCACGCUUUGAAUGCGAACCUCUCAAACCCUACCCAUUCAAGGAAGUACAUGGCUGAUCUACCUGAUCACAUUGCGAAGGCAUACAGACCGCAGCCCUUGCACUCUGCCGGAGCCUACGUGACUCAUCGAAACGUUCCCCCUCGGAUGACUGUUUCGGGUUCCAAUUACAUAACGAGUCACAGAGGUCCUUCAACUCGCGGGCCCGUCCCUGAUUGGGCUGCUGAGGCUGCUGCGGAGCGAAGGUCUGUAGAUAUGCAUAUCUCCACUCCGAAAGUGUAUCUGGGAACGCCAGCAGCCCGCGUGUCCUCGUUGCACCAGCCUUCAGGUACAACGCCACUACGUAUGCCCAUUCCAGAAGAUAUUCUCAGUCCAGCUCCCCAACGUGUCACAUCCAAAGUGGCCAGAUGGGCUGCCGAAGUAGACCGCGUGCGAGAGCCUGCAACGAGUCAAAUUUUCGAGGGUUCUAGUCUCGAUGCGCAGGUCAAGGGUUGUCGUCAGGGUGCUCAACAGAGGCCGCUCCUUCUGAACCGUAAAGCAAACACAACGUUAUCGCGGGACGAUACGCCAGCUGUUUUCCCAAGCACGUCUGGAGCUGCUUAUCAUGGUAAAGAAAAAGCGUCUUCCGAAUUUGCAAAACGGGCCGUUGAAACGCGCGAUAAAGAGCAAACAAAGUACGAGGAUUUCUACGAAUCCCUUUGUGCGAGGAACAUGGAAGAUAUUAUUUUAGAGGCGAGACGGAUCAACGCGGAUAUGGGGAGGUCGGCUUCGACUCGACAAUCUCCUACUACACUGAGCGACCUCAGCCUGAACGAGUGGUUUAGUCGGGCAAGGGAUCCAAUCUCGGGAGACGACAUCGAGAGGAUGAUCCGUAUACUCGAAAGGGGGGCCUGAGAUGUAAACUUCCGAUGGACCAUGAUUGCAGGUCUCGUCAUUCCGAAGCCGUCAUGAUGGUUGGAAGAGCCUCAUGCAACGAGCCUGUGAACAAUACUACUAAGUGUCGGUGCGAUUCUGCGUGUUUUACCCCCUUUUGUUUUGUAUCAAUGUAACUGUACCUUGAAAACAAAUUGUAUCAGCGUCCGUAAUCCCACAAACCUCAGAUCGAUCUAAGGAAGUCGUUACUUCUCGUA
Molecule: messenger RNA, 1204 nt
Organism: Suillus discolor
Lineage: Eukaryota; Fungi; Basidiomycota; Agaricomycetes; Boletales; Suillaceae
Exons: 2
Coding region: 126-968 (280 amino acids)
Source: RefSeq, a predicted model, not a curated record